Messenger RNA from Parastagonospora nodorum SN15, 1140 nucleotides. RefSeq lists its product as hypothetical. NCBI's taxonomy places the organism in Eukaryota, Fungi, Ascomycota, Dothideomycetes, Pleosporales, Phaeosphaeriaceae. The transcript is spliced from 2 exons. Gene Ontology annotation, cellular component: membrane. Gene Ontology annotation, biological process: polysaccharide biosynthetic process. The record is from RefSeq and is a predicted model, not a curated record. The coding region runs from base 1 to 1140 and encodes 379 amino acids.
AUGUUUGCUUUCCUCACAGGAUAUGUGUGCGCAAUCAAACCACUGCGACAAGCCAAAUCGGGACAGAUCCCAGCUGCCUUGGUGACACUCGGCAAAUCAGCUUUUCGCCGACCACCGCGUCUAAUCAUGCCCGCGACGAUUGCUCUGAUUAUUGCAUGGUUCUUCGCGCAGAUUGGAGCGUUCGAAGUUGCUCAUCUAAGUGACUCCCACUGGUUCCGACGCUCAGUUCCCACAAACAUCGGCGGUCUCGACACCGAAAUCCCACGCCUGAUCAGGAACUUCCAGAUGUCAUGGUCUGGUGCCAACAAUGAAUACGAUGACCACCAAUGGGCGCUUCUUCCACUUCUUCAGGGUGCCUUCACCAUCUACGUCCUACUAUUUGCGACCGUCUUCAUGAAGUUCCGCAUGCGUUUCUUCACAUGCUGCGUUCUGUUCCUCUGGUACUGGAUGCGAACCAGCCCUGAGAAGGAGACAUUCGAAUGUCAAUUUAUCUACGGCGUUAUGCUUUGCGAUCUUGGAUCCGAGAAGAACUUCCGUGACUUCGUCAACAGCCACCCGAAGGCUCGCCGAACAGUGCUUACUACUCUGAUCGUUGUAGGGUGGUACGUUGCAUGUUUUCCGGGAGAGCACUGGGAAUGGUCACUUUGGUCCAGGCAACUCGAAUGGAUUGGACACUUCCUCAUUCCCGAAGGUGCUGGUAGCUACCCGAAGCGAUUCACUGCCAUUGGCUGGGACCUUAUGGUCACUGGUAUCUGGCUAUCGCCCACCCUCCAGAACAUGUUCUCGAACAAAAUUUUCAUGUGGGUUGGUCGCAACAGCUUUGCGGUCUACCUCACACACGGAACCGUCAUGAAAGUCGGUCUCGCACGUCUGAUCUACGGCUGGUCCACCAAGCCAUACUGGGUCGAGCAGCCACCUGCUGAGGGCGAGGGCGAGGCUAUCGCUCACUGGAUUCCCCGUUCGUCCAACUGGUUCGUCUGGGCGCUCGCGAUCCCGACAUUCUUCGUUGUCGAAUACACCCUUGCGCAUCUCUGGACCACGUACAUCGACUCAUACUGUGCCAAAGCCACAAAGUGGCUCGAAGACACAAUGUUCGAGAAGGAGGAGGACGAGAAGAACAGCGUUGCCAACAUGGCAUAA